This is a messenger RNA of Salvia hispanica, 899 nucleotides long. RefSeq names its product membrane-anchored ubiquitin-fold protein 3-like. Gene Ontology annotation, molecular function: protein binding. The record is from RefSeq and is a predicted model, not a curated record. Lineage: Eukaryota; Viridiplantae; Streptophyta; Magnoliopsida; Lamiales; Lamiaceae.
AGCUGACAACAAAAAGAAAUUGAUAAACACCACCGUUUUCUCUCUCUAAUCGCUCCUCCUAAUCUUUGGUGGUCGUUCCGGGUCUCCGGAGGUGUAUCAUAAUCUCAUUUUCCCGGAAUUUUUCUCCCUUCACUCGCCGAUCUUUCGCUAAUGGGGUCUUGAUCAGGGGCCUCUGAGUUUCCGUGAUAAGAGUAGCUGUUGGAUCGAUCAUAUGAGGUGCUUACUCGGUUCAUUGGGCGAUUCAGAUGUACAAUUGCUGGUGAAUUUCGGUGAAUUGAGUUCUUUCACGCAUAAGCUUGUCGAAUUGUUGUAUUGGAAUUCUAGUAAUAUACUAGUAGAGGGAGGGUAUUAUGGCUGAGGGAGUCGAGCAACUUGAACUUAAGUUCAGAAUCUUCGAUGGGACAGAUAUAGGUCAUGGUUCUUAUUCGUCAUCCAUCACAGUUGCAACUCUUAAACAAAGGCUUCUUUCCGAGUGGCCUCAAGAUAAAUCAGUAGUCCCAAAGUCAGUAAAUGAUAUGAAAAUAAUCCAUGCUGGGAAGGUUUUGGAGAAUGGCAAAACAGUUGCUGAAUCUAGAGCGCACAUAGGCGACCAUCCUGGUGGAGUUAUUACAAUGCAUGUUGUUGUACAGCCAGCUGUUGUUAAGAAAAAGACAGAUAAGAAUCUAUCUGGGAAACAAAAACAGGGCUCCUGUUCCUGCACUUUUUCCUGCACUAUCCUAUAGGGGUCUGCCUGUAAAGAGCAUCAAAAUGGUGAGGCCAUUAUUUCGUGCCCUUUUUUGUUUUUGUUUUUAGUUUUUACUUUCAUCGAAAUAUAAUAUAGUGCACUGUAGCAUCAACGAUGAAAGGCUCUUUGAGAAACUAAAUGAAUUGGCCUCUAUAAUUUGAAACAUUGCGUUCAA